UUAUAUCAGAUGUCCUAUAAGAGUCCCCCUUUACAUAAGAAGUCCUCAUCAGAGUCCUUUUUUACAUCAGGACUACUCCUCAGAGUCCUCCUUUACAUCAGGUUUCCAUCAGAGUGCCCCCUUACAUCUGUGUCCCCAUCAAAGUGUCCCCUUACAUCAGGUGUCCCCAUCAGAGUGACCCCUUAUAUCAGGUGUCCCCAUCUGAGUGUCCCCUUACAUCAGGUGUCCCCAUCAGAUUGCCCCCUUAUAUCAGGUGUCCCCAUCUGAGUGUCCCCUUACAUCAGGUGUCCCCAUCAGAGUGACCCCUUAUAUCAGGUGUCCCCAUCAGAGUGUCCCCUUACAUCAGGUGUCCCCAUCAGAUUGCCCCCUUAUAUCAGGUGUCCCCAUCAGAGUGUCCUCUUACAUCAGGUGCCCCCAUCAGAGUGCCCUUUUAUAUCAGGUGUCCUCAUCAGAGUGCCCUUUUACAUCAGGUGUCCCAAUCAAAGUAAAUCCUUACAUGGACUUUUCCCAUGAGAGUGCCCCCUUACAUCACCUGUCUACAUCAGAUUGGCUCAUGGAUCAGUGGAUGCACUCUCAGAG
Molecule: messenger RNA, 579 nt
Organism: Staurois parvus
Lineage: Eukaryota; Metazoa; Chordata; Amphibia; Anura; Ranidae
Source: the annotation of a GenBank genome assembly